Molecule: messenger RNA, 3558 nt
Organism: Lathyrus oleraceus (garden pea)
Lineage: Eukaryota; Viridiplantae; Streptophyta; Magnoliopsida; Fabales; Fabaceae
Exons: 5
Coding region: 1-3558 (1185 amino acids)
Molecular function (GO): zinc ion binding; nucleic acid binding
Source: RefSeq, a predicted model, not a curated record
AUGUCUAGUCCACCUUCACCUAGAACAACAGCUUUAACGGUUCAGAUCGUAGCCAUGCGUGACAAUUUUGAAAGAUUAUUAAGAGAACAAGGUGAACAACUUCAACAAAGAAUUGAUGAGUUCGAAAGGAGGCCCCAAAAUUCUAAUGAUGGUAGUGGUGAUGAGGAGGAAAGAAGACGUAGAAGGAGACAAGGGGGAGAUAAUUUGAGGGGCAUAAAAAUUAAAGUUCCAACUUUUGUUGGGAAGAGUGACCCGAAGGCAUAUCUAGAAUGGGAGACUAAACUUGAACAAAUUUUUAAUUGUCACAAUUAUUCUAAUCUUGAAAAAGUGCAGGUUGCUUCUAUUGAGUUCAAGGAGUAUGCCUUAGUUUGGUGGGAUCAAUUAACCAAAGAUAGAAGGAGGUAUGCAGAACGACCAAUUGAUACUUGGGAAGAGAUGAAAAGAAUCAUGAGGAGAAGGUUUGUUCCUUCCUAUUAUCAUAGGGAAUUGCACAACAAAUUGCAAAGACUCACUCAAGGUUCUAAAAGUGUUGAAGAAUAUUUCAAGGAGAUGGAAGUUCUCAAAAUUAGAGCUAAUGUAGAGGAGGACGAUGAAGCAACUAUGGCUAGGUUUCUCCAUGGUCUAAAUCAUGACAUUAGUGACAUAGUGGAACUUCAUCACUAUGUUGAAAUGGAUGAAUUGGUACACCAAGCUAUCAAAGUGGAACAACAACUCAAAAGAAAGAGCCAAGCAAGGAGAAAUUCCACCACUUUCAAUUCUCAAAGUUGGAAGGACAAAACAAAGAAGGAGGGUGCUUCAUCAUCUAAGGAAGCCACGGUUGAAAACAAAGGUAAAACUAUUACAUCUUCUUCUUCAAGUGUUUCAACUAACAAAAGUGUUAAGUGUUUCAAGUGUCAAGGCCAAGGACAUAUUGCAUCUCAAUGUCCAACAAAGAGAACUAUGCUUAUGGAAGAAAAUGAAGAAAUUGUUGAAGAGGAGGAUGGUGAUUAUGAUGAGGAGUUUGAAGAAGAAAUACCUAGUGGAGAUUUACUCAUGGUGAGAAGAAUGUUGGGAAGCCAAAUAAAGGAGGAGGAAAGCACGCGUCUGGUUUCUAAACUAAAAUUGGAAACAAAACCUCACCCUAAGCCUUACAAACUCCAAUGGCUUAAUGAAAGUGUAGAAAUGCUUGUUAAUAAACAAGUUGAGAUUUGUUUUAAAAUUGGAAAAUAUGAGGAUGUAGUGUUGUGUGAUGUAGUACCAAUGGAAGCUAGUCAUUUGUUAUUAGGUAGGCCUUGGCAAUUUGAUAGAAAAGCCAAUCAUGAUGGGUACUCCAAUAAGUACUCUUUUAUGUAUCAUGAUCAAAAGAUCAACCUUGUACCGUUAAAUCCUAGUGAAGUGAGAGAAGAUCAAAGAAAAAUGAGAGAAAAAUAUGAUCAAGAAAGAAAAGAAAAAGAAAAAGAAAAAGAAAAAGAAAAGAAUGAAAAGAAAAAGAAUGAUAAAAGAGAAAAGAAACAAAGUUUAAUUGCAAAAAAAAAGAGAUUCCCUAAAAAGGAUGGUAGUUGGAGGAUGUGCACUGAUUGUAGGGCCAUUAACAAUAUUACCAUUAAAUAUAGGCAUCCUAUUCCUAGACUAGAUGAUAGGCUUGAUGAAUUGUUUGGUGCAUGCUUAUUUUCUAAAAUUGAUUUGAAAAGUGGAUAUCACCAAAUUAGAAUAAGGGAAGGGGAUGAAUGGAAAAUUGCUUUUAAAACAAAAUAUGGUUUGUAUGAGUGGAUGGUUAUGCCUUUUGGAUUAACUAAUGCACCUAGUACUUUCAUGAGACUAAUGAACCAUGUGUUAAGGGAGUUCUUGGGUAAGUUUGUUGUUGUGUAUUUUGAUGAUAUUUUGAUUUAUAGCAAGAACUUAGAUGAUCAUUGCAUUCAUUUAAGGGUUGUUUUGCAAGUGCUAAGAUAUGAAAAUUUGUAUGCCAACCUAGAAAAAUGUGUCUUUUGCACCGAUCAUGUGAUUUUCUUAGGUUUUAUUGUGAGCUCUAAAGGAGUCCACGUUGAUGAGGAAAAGGUGAAAGCCAUUCGAGAGUGGCCUCCUCCCAAAAAUGUAAGUGAGGAUGUUGGUUUUAAAUGGGGUGAAAAACAAGAGCAAGCCUUUGCUGCCCUAAAGGAAAAGCUCACCCAAGCACCAAUUCUUGCAUUGCCUAAUUUUUCUAAAUCUUUUGAAAUUGAAUGUGAUGCAUCUAAUGUGGGAAUUGGAGCUGUUUUGUUGCAGGAAGGUCAUCCACUUGCUUAUUUUAGUGAAAAGCUAAAAGGGGCUGCCCUUAAUUAUUCUACAUAUGAUAAGGAAUUGUAUUCCUUGGUGAGAGCUCUACAAACUUGGCAACAUUACUUGCUGCCCAAAGAGUUUGUCAUUCAUAGUGAUCACGAAUCCUUGAAACAUUUGAAGGGACAAGGUAAGUUGAAUAAGAGGCAUGCCAAGUGGGUUGAGUUUCUUGAACAAUUUCCUUAUGUAAUCAAGCAUAAGAAAGGUAAAUCUAAUGUUGUGGCAGAUGCACUCUCAAGAAGACAUGUCUUGCUUUCUACUCUUGAAACAAAAGUUUUUGGUCUUGAGCAUAUUAAAGAUUUGUAUAAAAGUGACCUUGAAUUUUUUUCAAAAUUUUUAGCUUGUGAGCAUAUUGCCUUCAAUGGGUAUUUUAGGCACAAUGGCUAUUUAUUUAAAGAAAAAAAACUAUGUGUUCCUAAAGGUUCCAUUAGAGAAUUACUUGUAAAAGAGGCGUAUGAGGGAGGACUAAUGGGUCAUUUUGGGGUUUCUAAAACUCUAGAAUUCUUAAAAGAACAUUUUUAUUGGCCUCACAUGAAAAUUGAUGUCCAAAAGCUUUGUGAAAGAUGCAUCGUGUGUAAAAAGGCUAAAUCAAAAUUUAUGCCUCAUGGUUUGUAUACUCCUUUGCCUGUACCUGAAUUUCCUGGAUUGACAUUUCCAUGGACUUUGUUUUGGGGCUGCCUAGAACAAAGAAUGCAUAAAGAUGGGAAAGCUAAGGCUGAAUUUGUGAGAAAAUUGCAUGAACAAGUAAAAUUGCAAAUUGAAAAGAAAAAUAAAAGUUAUGCAAAAAGUGCAAACAAAGGGCGAAAGAAAGUUAUUUUUGAACCCGGGGAUUGGGUUUGGAUACAUAUGAGAAAAGAGAGAUUCCCAUCACAAAGGAAGUCCAAACUUCAACCUAGGGGAGAUGGACCAUUUCAAGUACUUUCAAGGAUCAAUGACAAUGCCUACAAAAUAGAACUUCCAGGUGAGUAUGGGGUAAGUACUACUUUUAAUGUGGCUGAUUUAUCUCCUUUUGAUGUAGGUAAUGAUGGUCUAAACUCAAGGUCGAAUUCUUUUCAAGAAGGAGGGAAUGAUGAGGACGUAAUCCAAGACAUAAAUGAUACAAUGCAAAGCUUAGGAGGUCCUAUGACAAGGGCACGUGCAAGAAGAGUCAAUGAUGCUUUAGUUCACUUCAUGAUCAAGUCAAUAGAAUGCAUGGGCCAGAUUGAAGAAAAAGAGCCCAAGUGUAUUCUUAUCAUCCAAGCAUGUGAUAAAAGGCCCAAUAAUGCAUAA